GUCUUUAGUGCUCUCGGUUAUGUAGGCAUGUGUUAGCCAUGGUGUUACCCGAAUGACCUCGAUCGCUGUGAUUCACGGUUUUCUACUGCAGGCAGUUUUAAUCUGGGCUUAAAAUAAACCAUUACGCUGUGAUCACUUCAAUGGAUCCCAAUUUGGAAUACUGGCAUAACAACGGGAAGUCUUUCCUAAGCAGACUUCGCAUCUGGUUGAAUAUUCUUGACCCCAGCUCUAUCCUGUCCUCUGAUGUUGAAAUUGAAAAUGCUCGUUCUCUGGUCAGAAGGGAAGGGAAUCAGCUGAAGAAUGAAAAGGUCUCCAAUGCCUGGAAGCUUUCUCUUUGUUCUGUGCAUGCUGAUACUGGAGAGACAAUUUCCCUGUUGUUUCGUCCACAAGCUUUUCUGCCUGCAUCAGCUCCUUUGGUCAUAGCAAGUUUUUUGCCACAUAAAGGAGUGACACCUGCCCUGUUUUGGCAGUUUAUGUUGCAGAGCUACUGUGCAGGUUUCAACCAGGCCAACAGAAAUGCAACAGCCACACCGGAGAACAAGCCCUCGGUGAAACAGGCUUUUCUCAUCACUGGAACAGUAACAUAUUCAACGUUUGCAGGGGCCCUUCCUCAAAUUAUAAUCCAGCGUCUGGCAGUCAGCAGUAGUUCAGCUCAGGCCUUCUAUAGGUCAGUGCUGCCUGUUCCUCUGUCAGCUUGUUUGGCUGCCUUCAGCGUCUUCAUAGUGAGAAGUGAGGAAUCAGAGAAUGGAAUAAAAGUCUUUGACUCCAAUGGGAAUACAGUCGGUGUCUCAAAGGAAGCUGGAUUCAAGGCUGUAAAGGAGACUGCCAUAUCUCGAGCAACUCUUUUUGGUACCACUGCAGUUGUUCCUAAUCUACUGGUCCGCCUUCUCAAGAGGGCAAAGUUGGCCCAAAGAAACCCAAUGAUGCUUGCUCCUGUUAGACACAUCAGCACUGCCGUUGUCCUUGGCUUGAUGAUUCCUGUAUCCUUCAGUCUCUUUCCACAAUUUGGCAAGAUUAAAAAGGAACAUGUAGAAAAGGAGCUGCAAAGCUUAACAGAUGAGGGGGAGCUGUUUUACCACAGAGGACUCUAAGCGUCACCUUAAAACCCAACACUCAUCAUAUAGCCUGUUCCUCAAAAGGUUAUUAACUUCCGAGCUUCUAUAUGGAAACCUAUCUGAAAGGUGUGGAGGAGUUCUCCAGCAGGACAAAAGAAGAACUAUUUUAAGUAAUAUGUGUACACUCGUCACUCCCAGAGUAUAUUACUGCAUUUAUACCAGUUUUAUCUGCUCAAGGACCGAAGCGUGCACUUUUCUCAGCACUGCAGAUGAACUGUAAAGGACACUGCUCUCCUACAGACAUACUCACGAUAACAACAUCAUACAGGUUGCAUUUAAUAAAACCAUACCAUUUAGUAAAUGGAACAGA
Molecule: messenger RNA, 1425 nt
Organism: Neoarius graeffei (lesser salmon catfish)
Lineage: Eukaryota; Metazoa; Chordata; Actinopteri; Siluriformes; Ariidae
Gene: sfxn4
Product: sideroflexin 4
Exons: 14
Coding region: 141-1091 (316 amino acids)
Biological process (GO): mitochondrial transmembrane transport; monoatomic ion transport
Cellular component (GO): mitochondrial inner membrane
Molecular function (GO): monoatomic ion transmembrane transporter activity
Source: RefSeq, a predicted model, not a curated record